UCAUACCAAUCGUUGAACAGUUGAAUUAAUAUAUCAAUGAUCGGAAUCAAGAAAGAGGCUGUAUUUUUCUUCGGGAAAUUAAUAACCUCCAAAAUCUCGACAUUCACAAAUGUAUAUGAGGGAAGACAUUUCACUGGUUUAAAGAAUAAACGACCUCGGAAGAAAUAUGAUCAGCUUAGUAGAAGAGGUUCGAAAGGGAGGGAACUUGUACUAGAAUAUUUCAGCGGGACAACGCUCGUGGAACACAUCGACCAACUGCCACUAAAUCUUUUUGCUAGUCCAACCUCAAAUAAUUACAAUGUAUACUUGUGUCACGACGAUGUGGCCGCCCAAGUUGUAAAUAUGGUAAAAGAUGAUCUCUCAACCUCUCCUUCCAAAGUCAUUGAAAUGAACCCAGGGAUAGGUUCGUUGACUAAGAAAUUGAUCGACUUUAACGUUCGGUUCGUCAAAUUAUUGGAACCAAAUGAGAAGUUUACCACAAUUUUGAAGGACUCGUUGAUAAGAUAUUCGGAAAAUGUAAAUAUUGAAAAUUUUGAUCUUGUGAACUUUUGGAAACUAGUUUACCAAGACAAGUUUCAAGUUCCCCCGAGGGUGCCUCAGCUUCUUUCAGAGUUUUCGCGUGUUCCAUGGGGAAACGAGCGUGGCUUGAAAAUUAUUGGAAGUGUUAUGGAUGGUAAAUUUAUUAGUUUUGUAGCGUUGGAUAUAAUUAGACAGAGCAAGUUGUCCUCCUAUGGAAGACCUUGCCUUUAUCUCUGCAUGCCGCCAGAGAUUUGGGAGAAAUACACAAAUGAUGGCUCACACCCACGGCGAAGGACCACGCCUAUGUCCGUAUUAUUUCAAACGAUAUUUGACUGUGAAAUACUCGGUCGAGUAUCUAGAAGAGCAUUUCUACCCUGGCAGACGUAUUCCGUACGACUCAACCAAAAGGAAUUGGCGAAUAACGAGGCGGUGAUGUACGUCGUAAGGAUCGAAGGAAAGAAAAAUCUCUUCUCAGAAGUUAUGGAUGAAGAGCUCUUAGAACCAUAUUGGUUUUUUCUUCGUCAUAUUCUGCGCUCACAAUCAAACAGAGUUAUACAACAAAUGGAAUGCUGGGAACCGGAUUGCGGACUUGCUUUAAUCAAACAAGGAUAUAAUGUAUUCACCUAUUUCAGUGAUUUGAAACCAGUAAAAAUAUACGAACUCUAUAAGGACUUUACUACCUGGCCUAGCUUUCAAUCUUCGUUCAUACCUUGUGUAGAGAAUUCAAUCGUAAUCGAUUAUUUAUAGAUCUGAGUCGAAAAGAUGGUUCCUUUGCAUCCUGUAC
This is a messenger RNA of Diprion similis, 1303 nucleotides long. RefSeq names its product dimethyladenosine transferase 2, mitochondrial (gene mtTFB2). Gene Ontology annotation, molecular function: rRNA (adenine-N6,N6-)-dimethyltransferase activity; mitochondrial transcription factor activity. NCBI's taxonomy places the organism in Eukaryota, Metazoa, Arthropoda, Insecta, Hymenoptera, Diprionidae. The transcript is spliced from 3 exons. Gene Ontology annotation, cellular component: mitochondrial matrix. Gene Ontology annotation, biological process: rRNA methylation; transcription initiation at mitochondrial promoter. The coding region runs from base 37 to 1266 and encodes 409 amino acids. The record is from RefSeq and is a predicted model, not a curated record.